UAUUCAGACUUAUUUUAGCUCUUGAGUAGUGAAGAUGUCGGCUCCAGGUUAUCCUUAUAGUGGGCAUAGGCGCCAUUUGUGGGAUCCGCGGGCCAUAAGUACAUUUAAUAGAAAUCAGGGAAAGCGUGAUUUCGAGUUUAGAUGGGAAGAAUUUGAUAGGCGACCUUGCGUUCGGUACGAAGAGGGCGAGUUUGUGAAACGAGAUCGUUCUCUACUUCAUAGGCGUCGUAGUGGUACCCUGCCGUUGUUCGAUCAAACACGUGGCCAGAGUCAUUUCGAGUACCGCGACCGUCGACGCAGUGAAAGUUUUAAAGUGCAGCAACACGACGAAAGGUAUGGUGGCCAGCGCUAUCAUGAAGUUGGAGGGUAUAGAGAAGGGCCGAGUGGGCCAAGCCACGUCAAUGUUAGAGAGGAGAUGGCUUACGAACAAGUUCUUAGGCAAAAGAAGCGAGGGAACAGUAAUCAAAAGAAACGCGCAGGCAAGGAAGAAAAAGAGGUCGAGGGAAAAGAAGAAGAAGAAGUCGAGGACGCGCCGAGUUGUUCUGGGUGGCCGAAAGCGGCGCAACAAAGUAAACGGAAUAGUAAGGCAGCAGAGCGAGCUAGGCGGGCAGAGCCGUCCAAAAUCGCACCCUCCAAAAUCGCAGGUGAUUCCGAUGGAUCAUUUGCCAUUUCGAAGGAGAUUACGGAUGAGAUUAGAAGCUGGCAAGUGUACGGUUUGUCAUCGGACGAGUCUAAGAUUAUUUCAAAGAAAUAUGCGAUCGAAUUCGAGGACAAGACGUUCUCAAUCAGGCCACCGAAGCUCGAUAGCUUUAUGUCGCGUCGGGCCGAGUACGGCAAUUGCUUGAAAGCGGUAAACGCAACGGAAGAGGCGCUUAUAUCCACCCAGCUUAAGAUCAUGGAUAUAGCGCCACCUCUCCUUACUUUGUACACUCGAAUUAUUGCUCUCGGUGAGGGCGAAGCGGAAUGGCAGGUGAAGAAUGCGGCUCUAGCGGCCCUGCAGCAGUGGGGACGAGUGUACCACCACAUUUCCCAGCAGAGAAGACGUUCGGUGGCAUCUUUGGUAGACCCGACGUUCGAGUAUCUGCUUUCGUCGCCCAGUAAUUACGUCCCUGGAAAGGAGGCCGUGGGGCUCCUUUUUACGGACUCCUUUCUACAGUCUAUGCUCAAAGAAGCAACACAAGACGCCACGCUGGCCGGUGCGUCGGCAGCGAGGGAGAAAGAAAGAGAGGGGGCAAAGAAGGCGAGCCAUCGGGAUCAGCCCUCCAGGGUGUUACGGCCCAGAAGUGAAGAGCGUGACUACCCCGAGAAUACGGAAGGCUCUACGGAAGAGGAGAACAGUUCUGCGGAUUCUGACGGGAGGAUUUACUAGAGGAUAGAGCAGAAAUCCAAACUCUAAAAUUUUUCUAAGCUGACAGGUGUUCGACCACGAGUCAGUCGACUGCUGGAAAGGCGCAAACGAUGUCUCAAGAAAGGAGAUGUACUGCUGCUUACUGUUGAUUCUUU
Daphnia pulex (common water flea) is the source of this 1503-nucleotide messenger RNA. RefSeq lists its product as uncharacterized. The transcript is spliced from 2 exons. The record is from RefSeq and is a predicted model, not a curated record. NCBI's taxonomy places the organism in Eukaryota, Metazoa, Arthropoda, Branchiopoda, Diplostraca, Daphniidae. Bases 35 to 1369 code for a protein of 444 amino acids.